AUGGCGACGUCGAUCGUGAGCCUCGUGGACAUCCUCCACGCCGCGGUCUCGCGCGGGGACGCCGACAGGGUCCGGUCGCUCCUCGAGAACGGUGCGCCCGUGAACGCGCGAUUGCGACACCGCACGACGUGCCUGCACUGGGCCGCGUCGGAGGACGCGCACGAGAUCGUGGAGACGCUCUGCCGCGCCGGCGCGGACGUGAACGCGACCGCGGUGGACGGGUGCACGCCGCUGCAUUACGCCGCG
Messenger RNA from Micromonas pusilla CCMP1545, 246 nucleotides. RefSeq lists its product as uncharacterized. NCBI's taxonomy places the organism in Eukaryota, Viridiplantae, Chlorophyta, Mamiellophyceae, Mamiellales, Mamiellaceae. The annotation marks the transcript as partial. The transcript has a single exon. The record is from RefSeq and is a predicted model, not a curated record. Gene Ontology annotation, molecular function: protein binding.